Messenger RNA from Chironomus riparius, 514 nucleotides. The record is from the annotation of a GenBank genome assembly. Lineage: Eukaryota; Metazoa; Arthropoda; Insecta; Diptera; Chironomidae.
AACUUAUUCAUUUCAAAAUUUCAAAGUUAACCAAAAAAAUUACCAUCCGAAAAAUGGAGUUUACAGCACCACAAGAUCUUGGAGAACAGUGUGAAGAAAGCUGUGAAGUUUAUCAUCUCUCCACUUUCGCUCCACCAACAUGUUGCAAGACUUGUGAAGAUUUAUGCUGCUAUUCAUGCAAUUGUAAUUUACCUGAUGAAUGCUGCAAUUGUAAGCCUGUUUGUAACUCAACAUGCGACGCAUCCUGCCAGAGAUUAUAUCAAAGAAUCAAACACAUCCCAAAGUACCCUUCAAAUUGCACAAAAAUCUCAAAUUGCCCUAGUUGUUGUAUAACUCCAGCCAGACGAGAAGUUUUAAGACCAAUCAAGAUUUUCAAGAAUGAAUGUCAUAUGCCGAAUUAUACCACAGUAUACCGCAAAUCUUACGAUAUUCCUACUUGUCAUCUACCUUUAUAUUAAAUUUUUUUGUAUCACAUCAGUAAAUAAAUCAAGUUGUUCGAAAGACGCAUUUAGAG